AUGUCUCCCACCCGCCUCCUCCAAAAACCACGAGUCGUCGCCCUCGGCACCCCCAAAUACAUCCCCUCCUCAUACCUGACCGAAUUCGCCAAAUCCUACAACUACUCCGUGCUCGAAGCCUACACGCGCGAAGCCACCAAAACCCUCCUCCCGCUAACCAUCGAACAAGACGGCCCCAUCGAUGCACUCAUCAUCCGCAUGGGCACGCCGCCCUACGAGCCCUUCGACGCCGACCUACUCUCCUCGCUGGCACCAGACUGCAAGAUAAUCACGUCGGCCAGCGCCGGCUACAAUGAAUUCGACGUCGAGUGGAUGGCCUCGCAGGGGAUCUGGUUCUGUAAUACCGUCGAUGCGGUGGCCGAGGCGACGGCGGAUAUGGCGCUGUUCUUGAUCCUGGCGGUGUUGCGGAAUACGACGAAUGCGGAGAGAAGUGCGAGACUGGGGUCUUGGAGAGUGCCAGCAGGCGAGGGGCUGGUACCGGGGAGGGAUCCGUCGGGGUUGACGCUGGGGAUUGUAGGACUGGGAGCGAUUGGGAAGUAUUUGGCGAAAAAAGCAGCCGUGUUUAACCUCAGGGUCAUCUAUCAUAAUCGAACCCAGCUGUCUGCAAAAGAAGAGGCCGCAUAUGGAGUGAGGUAUUGCGCCACGCUGCACGAACUCCUCGCUGCGUCGGACAUCGUGUCUGUUAAUUGCCCGCUGAAUGCCAGCACAACGGGCCUGAUUGGCGCAGCGGAGUUUGCAGCUAUGAAAGACGGCGCGUUCCUGGUGAACACGGCCAGAGGUCCGAUUGUCGAUGAACAGAGCUUGAUUGAGGCGCUGGAAAGUGGGAAGAUUGCUCGGGCUGGGCUCGAUGUGUUUGAGAACGAGCCGAGGAUAAACCCUUACUUCCAGAGCAGUGACAAGGUCAUCAUUCAGCCACACUUAGGCGGGUUAACGGAUAUGGCGUUCCAAAGGGCGGAAAUGGAGUGCUUUGAAAAUAUCAGGGCUUUCUUUGAGAAGGGCGAGCCGAAUUCGCCGGUGAAGAUGAUUCAUAACUAA
Molecule: messenger RNA, 1035 nt
Organism: Aspergillus steynii IBT 23096
Lineage: Eukaryota; Fungi; Ascomycota; Eurotiomycetes; Eurotiales; Aspergillaceae
Product: D-mandelate dehydrogenase-like dehydrogenase
Exons: 2
Coding region: 1-1035 (344 amino acids)
Cellular component (GO): cytosol
Molecular function (GO): NAD binding; hydroxypyruvate reductase [NAD(P)H] activity; glyoxylate reductase (NADPH) activity
Source: RefSeq, a predicted model, not a curated record